Molecule: messenger RNA, 1105 nt
Organism: Triticum urartu
Lineage: Eukaryota; Viridiplantae; Streptophyta; Magnoliopsida; Poales; Poaceae
Product: ATP-dependent Clp protease ATP-binding subunit
Source: RefSeq, a predicted model, not a curated record
AAGAGAUAAGGUUUCCGAGGUCCAUCGCACAGCCACAACUGCAAGCCGCACCGGGUCCCUCUUCUUCAUCGCUUCAGCUGCGCAGACUCCAAAAUGGCAAAGCUGGGCGGUAUCAACACCUCCGCGUGGAGCCUCCGAGGCCCAGCCCUGCAAAAACUCGCCAAUCCCAGGAAACCAUGCGCCUCCGGCUCACGGCCGAGACCUUUACAUCCGCGACGCAGCGACAAGCACGCGGUCUCGGCAGCAUCCACCGGCCAAGGCGAGCAGCAACCUGCCCCUGCCGUCGCGUCGCCGCGGGCUCGGCCCGAUGCCGACACGUUCAGCGUCGAGUUCCUGACGCGCGACGGCUGCCGGCUGGGCAUCUCCCGGUACCCGGACUUCGCUUACAACGCCCAUGGCGGCCGCGGCGUGGGAGCCGGGCGUGGCGCGAGCGGCACGGCGGAGGCGGAUGGCACGGUGCUCGUCGAUUUCGACGUGUCGAGCCUGUACAUCCCGGCAAUGUCUGGCGCCACCACUAGGUUCCUAGGGCUGCCGCUGCCGCCAUUCCUCAAGAUCGACAUCUUGCCCGAGGCUCUGCGCGGGAGCAUUGAUCGGACGACUGGUCAGGUCGACCUGAAGUUCAGGUCGAGGUUCUGUUUCUCGGUUGGGAGCAUCUACCAAGCUCCGCCGUUGUUCGUCGACACAACACUGACGUCUGAGGAGUCCAGUGGAGCCAUAAGACGCGGAACUGGCGAAAGAUUGGACGGCGGAGGGAGAUGCAAGCUGGUCGGGGUGGCCGUCCUCGACCCCAUCGAUGAUGUAUUCAUGAACACCUUCCUCAACCUGCCAACCGAGUGCAUUGCUUAUUUGAACGCCACCAUCUCCAUCGCCAGCGCCUCCUGAUCAUGCCUGUUUCGUGGUCUACAAAUUUCGUGAAACACCUAAAUCACACAAAGGAAGAUCCUUGAGUCCUUGUUGCUCGGGGAAUAAUUAAUUGUACGCAUAAUCUAAGUUCUUGUAUAUAAAUUACCACAUGUGUGUAGUAACGGGGAACACAUUUUGCACAUAGUGCCACAGGGGCCAAAUAUUUUUUAACACAAUAAAAGGAUCAUAUUCUCUCCGGUCC